GGCCUCGUUUUGGGUUGUUCUUCUUUGACAUUAUGGCGGCAGUUACGCCAGGAAAACGCAAGCAUUUCGAUGAGGGACGUGACGAUGCCCGAGCGGUAGAUAUUUCAAUGAAGAGAUGUCGCAUGGACAAUUGCUUUUCCACAACUGGCCACAUGUGCAUAGACUUCCCUGAACGGUUAUUGGAUGGAGUUAUGAACGUGUUGAUGAACAAUCUCUGUGGCAGGUAUUGCGGUGCACUGUUGACUGUAACUCCACUCAUUGUCAUCAACAGUAACGCCGCUGACGAGAGUAGGCCAGUAGGAUACACAUUUCCAAAAGCAUACUGUAGUAUUAGUAAAUAUGAUAAGCAGUUCGUGUUGUCGUCUCUCUUCAAGACUGGCUUAGAUAUUUUAAUGGAUUAUGUGGAACAAAAGAAACUUCCUCCAAACAACGAAGACAAAUAUGUACUGGACAUUCUCCUGCAUUUCAUUUUCACGUUGACUAGCACAGGUGCACAGUCACCAUUUGAUGAAUUGGAUCAUUUGUCAGAAACUGAUCGCUCCAUUAUUUUGGCCAAUCAUCUGUUUGGAAAGCUGUCAACAUCAUCACAUUUUGUCAUCAAUAAACAUUGGAAAGGGAGAGCACCAAAUGCAGCCUCAUGUUCUUGUUCCAAUCCUUCCUGUAAAAUGACAGGCCUGUUUGGAGACACAAGUAUAGGGAAUGAAACUGUUUGGCAUGGCAAUUUGGAUGUAAUUGUCAACGAUGAAGUUGUUGUAGAAGUUCUUGAAGAUUUGCAAAAUAGUCCAGGGGGAAAAUCACCUGUCAAAGUGAAGUUAAAAACUUCUUCAUUUUCAAGAAAUCCUCAGAUAAUCGCUAAAACAAUAGUGUUUUCUUUUCUUCAGAAGAAGAGGCACCCAGAGAGAAGUCAUUUUCUUACACCCUGUAUUGGAGUAACUGGUAGUGAUUUGGUGAUCUAUUGUUAUGACUCUGAACAUGAUACCCUUCUGGAAAGCAGCACUAUUCCUUUGUUUGCUCCUGAUUCGGUGACUGGAGGCAUCAACCUAACCGCCAUUGUGGUAACCUGGCUUGUUGUCAAUCACAAAUAUCUUUGCAGUGGUUUGAUUCAUAUGGAUGAUUUGAAGACACUAAAGUCAGGAUUCUUUGACCAGAUACAAGCCAAGUGUGAUGUAUAUGAAAAUGAGUUACAGAUCGGUGGGAUUGUUCCACAGAAUUACAAUGCACCUGCUUGUUCUGCCCCAAAUAAUCUUGUCUUUGAUGCUACAGCUGUCAUCGCCAAUAAUCGAUGUUUAAAGAUUGGAAUUACUCGAAAUGGUCUUUCAAAAAAAUAACGAGACGGAACAAUAUUGAUGAUGUCUGUUUAUACCUUGUAAAAAUACUUGAUCUGAAUGACAUGUUAGAGAGUAGAGAAGUCAUUGCUGAUGGUACAACAUGUAUUUUAAUUAGUAAUCAGACUGAUAUAUUUAUUGCCUGUCCAUAACAUAACUACAUCUUCAGAGUUUAUGAUAUGCAAAUGUACAACUAUAUAUUAAUCCUCAGUUGGUUUAAACCUAAAAAAGAAUUACCAGGCACUCAAUGAAUGAGAUGUUGAUAAGAAGAUGAUUUUCUUUUGGAAUUAAUGAAUCUGCUUGUACUAUUUUGGUGAACGAAGUUUAUGUGAGUUGACUUUCUCUCCUUAGCUGGAAAGACAUUUUGCUAUUCAAAAUUCACAGAUAGUUAAUGCUGAAAUGUAUGGUUGUACAGUUUUUAACUCCCUAUCUGAAGUAAAAUUUCGAUGUUGAGCCAUGUGUACUUGGAAAUCAAAAAUGUUUUGUAAAAGAAUGUAAAUUGGAUGUAAGAGAGCCAAAAGGUAAUGUUUUGUAAUAUUAUACUAAAAUGAGAUUGAAGCUUUGCUUUAUUGUUUUGCCAAUAUCUAAGGUAAAAAUACCCCACUGUAGAAUUAUUAUACUCAUCGUAUACUUUUCAAGGGUUAGAAUUGCACUACUUCUGUUUACAUGUAACAACUCUCAAAUACUAGUGUAAACAAUCCUGGUUUGUACAUGUCUAUAAUUUGGUACUAUGAUGAAGUAAGUGUACCUCAAACUUAUUUGAUGAAUAUUAUCAGAUAUUCACUGGCAUGUAACAUUGAAUAAAGAACAAAGAAUGA
Molecule: messenger RNA, 2143 nt
Organism: Pecten maximus
Lineage: Eukaryota; Metazoa; Mollusca; Bivalvia; Pectinida; Pectinidae
Exons: 3
Coding region: 33-1328 (431 amino acids)
Source: RefSeq, a predicted model, not a curated record